Molecule: messenger RNA, 1279 nt
Organism: Oryctolagus cuniculus (rabbit)
Lineage: Eukaryota; Metazoa; Chordata; Mammalia; Lagomorpha; Leporidae
Gene: CLDN7
Product: claudin 7
Cellular component (GO): membrane; bicellular tight junction
Molecular function (GO): structural molecule activity
Source: RefSeq, a predicted model, not a curated record
CCUACUUAUACUCAGGUGCGCCGCACCUGUCCGUCCGCACCUGCCGGCUCGCCUCCUCUUCCGUGCACCGCAGCUUCAGGCCGAUAGCCCGGGAUCUUAUCCUGGGCUUGCCCGCACUCAGGGCCGCGCCCAUACGGCCCCUACACCUUUUGUUUGCGCAGGGUCGCCCGGAGCGCCGAGGGGGACCGCCCGGCCUCGGGGAUCGCCGUGUGCGGAGCCGCUGCUCCGGGAGAGACCAGCGCUCUACCGGAGGCGUCGAUUUGCCUUUACUCCGAGGACAAGAAGAUAAACGCCUCUUUUGUCUCUUUGGGCGGCUGAAAACUCCACCUGGCUUGUUUCUUGUGGGGCUGCCCCCACCCUCAAGUUUUAUUUGCUUCACUGUAGGGUCCCCCGCCCGGGGCUCCCAGUCUCUUUCCGAAGGCGGAAAUGGCCAAUUCGGGCCUGCAGUUGCUCGGCUUUUCUAUGGCUCUUCUGGGAUGGGUGGCCCUGGUGGCGAGCACCGCCAUCCCGCAGUGGCAGAUGAGCUCGUACGCGGGCGACAACAUUAUCACGGCCCAGGCCAUGUACAAGGGGCUGUGGAUGGAGUGCGUCACGCAGAGCACCGGCAUGAUGAGCUGCAAAAUGUACGACUCUGUGCUCGCCCUGUCCGGGGCCUUGCAGGCCACUCGAGCCCUCAUGGUGGUAUCUCUGGUGCUGGGCUUCCUGGCCAUGUUUGUGGCCACGAUGGGCAUGAAGUGUACGCGCUGUGGGGGAGAUGACAAAGUGAAGAAGGCCCGCAUUGCCAUGUCUGGAGGCAUCGUCUUCAUCGUGGCAGGUCUUGCUGCCUUGAUAGCUUGUUCCUGGUAUGGUCAUCAGAUUGUCACAGACUUUUAUAACCCCCUGACCCCCAUGAAUGUUAAGUACGAGUUUGGUUCUGCCAUUUUUAUUGGCUGGGCAGGGUCUGCUCUGGUCCUCCUGGGAGGCGCGCUGCUCUCCUGCUCCUGCCCUGGCAGUGAGAACAAAUCUGCGUACCGUGCACCUCGCUCCUACCCCAAGUCCAACUCUGCCAAGGAGUACGUGUGAGCUGGGACCCCAUGCCCCAGCCUGACUGGCUGUGGGUGUGCCCAGAUACCUGCAAGGCCCAUGGGCAGAGCUCAACCUGUGAGCAGGUACAGGACAAGGCCUCCUGUUCAAUCUAUCCCUGCACACCAUGUACAGUUCUCUACGGGGCGGGGAAGGGGGGGCCAAACAGAGGGGAGGGUGUGCUUUUUGUACAGUAAUAAAAAAUAGGUUUUGGAAA